Molecule: messenger RNA, 6033 nt
Organism: Thamnophis elegans (Western terrestrial garter snake)
Lineage: Eukaryota; Metazoa; Chordata; Lepidosauria; Squamata; Natricidae
Exons: 9
Coding region: 534-4730 (1398 amino acids)
Biological process (GO): regulation of transcription by RNA polymerase II
Cellular component (GO): nucleus
Molecular function (GO): DNA-binding transcription factor activity, RNA polymerase II-specific; RNA polymerase II cis-regulatory region sequence-specific DNA binding
Source: RefSeq, a predicted model, not a curated record
UCUGUCAGCCCCCCCUUCACUUCUUCUCCGCCAGCAUUCCUGCUGUCCCCUCGGAGCCUCCCCCCCAUUUCCUCGAGGAAGGGUCGCUACUUCGGAAGGACAGGCGUAGAAGCGCCCCGAGAGCGGACCGCGCGCGGGCUUUGGGGGCGGCUGCCGAGAGCGGGGAGAGGGAAUCCUUCAGGUCUUCUUUGCCCGGCUCUUCUCCCUCCCUCUUCCCCAGCAUCUGCGAGGAUACCCUCCCCUCCUUUCCCUUCCCUCUCCUCCCCCGGUAGAGGCCCGGUUGAGCGGGCUGGCAAGCCGGAUCCGCAGGAAGCGGUCGGUCACAUCCUCUCUUUCCCCCGAGUGGUCCCCAUCUCCUUCCCUCGCCCUCCCGUCUCCCCCGGUUUCAGCCCACCUAUCCUCCGGGUCCCAGCUUUCCCGCAUCUCCGGGUGCUGGGAAGAAAAGCCGCACACGUGGGUCGGAGAAGCCAGCUGUUGCUGUGGAUCGUUCCCCCCACUUCGCCCCAGAUGUGGAAUGAAGGCUAAACCCUCAGAUGGAUGGACCACUGGUGAAAGGUGAGGGCAGAUCGUGGCAAUCCUUGGGACGGAGUGCUAGACUGAAGAAGGGAGUGGAAAGAAUUCAAGAUAUCAAGCUGGAUUCAUCCUCUUUCCGGGAUAGAUUGUCUGCCAGAGUGCAUGGAAAUGAAGAAAAGCGAUUGCUUAGAGUAAAGACGGAAAAGAAGAAGGAGGAGGAGGAUCCAGAAUUUGAGAUGGAACUUUCUGCAGGUGGAAAACUGCUGGGUCCUGCACCUUCACGAGGUUCCUCAACUGAGGAAGAGAUGAAGGUGAAAUCUGAGGAGCAGAAGGUACAAGAGUUUGAGGUGCAGAAAGUCACAAUUCCAAUAGAGGGUUCGUCCUCCUCUUUGCACCCAAACACUUGUGGCGUGUGCGGGAAGAGUUUUAGCCGCCGCUCAAACCUGGCCAAGCACCAGAUCAUUCACACGGGAGAGAAGCCGUACCGUUGCAACGACUGUGGCCGCAGCUUCAACCAGAGCUCGGCGCUCACCAAGCACCAGCGGACGCACACUGGGGAGCGCCCCUAUGUCUGUGGGGACUGUGGCAAGGCCUUCACAGCUAGUUCCAACCUCCUCCAACAUCGGCGUUUCCACACCGGGGAACGGCCCUAUCGUUGUGAAUUGUGCGGCAAGGCCUUCUCUCAAAGUUCCAACUACAACCUACACCGGCGUGGCCACACUGGGGUUACACCUUACCAGUGCAAUGUGUGCGGUAAACGAUUUACCGGGAGCUCAUGCCUUACUCGCCACCAGCGGACGCACACCGGAGAGAAGCCAUACCAAUGCCAGGAAUGUGGGAAGCGCUUUUCGGGAAGUUCCACGCUGGCUAACCACCGGCGUACCCACACAGGUGAGAAACCCUACGGUUGUGUUGAGUGUGGCAAGAGGUUCACCCACCACUCUAAUCUGGUGGACCACUGGCGGGUGCACACAGGGGAAAAGCCCUAUGUGUGCACCGAGUGUGGGAAGAGCUUUCGGCUCAGCUCACACAUCAUUCGCCACCGUCGCACUCACACCAACGCUCACAGCCCCAGCAUGAGCCAGGCCCUCCUCUGUGAGGUUGACCCGACUUUUGACGAGGGUAGCAUUGAGGGCCACCAUGAUGGAAGCGUUGGGAUCCCGUGCAUGACUGGUCUUGAUACUUUGUGUGUUGAUACCAGUGUUAUCAAUGGCAAUAAUAGCUCUGAUGAAGAAGAAGGCGACCGGCUUCUUAUCUGCGGCCACUGUGGUAAAGGUUUUCACCUGAGGUCUAGCCCUCGAAAACCCAACCAAGAUGACUUGGCUCUGGGGGAAGGGCCUUAUAGUUGUACCGAGUGUGGUAAUAGCUGUUGGACAAAAUCACAGCAGUUGUUAACCUUUGCCUUGUACCCUCCUUCCCUUGCUUCUUGUUUCUCCUGGGUCUCCUUCCUGCAUUGCCUGAUGGAGGGGCAACAUAUAAUGGCCCAAGUCCACAUCCAAGCCCCCUCGUCCAAUUCCGUAGCCGGGGAAGAAUCCAAGCGGUUGCCGAACCCCGUGCGAGUUGCAGCCAGGGAAAGCAUGGCCGGAGGACGUCUGUUGGACAGUCACAGCCUGGAUGGGAUAAGCCAGGUAUACGGGGCAUCCAAGAACCAAGAAGGCAGAAGGGCCACUAUAUCGAGCGCCUUGGAAUUGGAAGGAACAGUGAGCUACGAUGGAGACCUGACACAUUUUGUGGCCAACAACUUGCAAAUGAAGAUCAAGAUGAGCUCUCGGGGCAGUCUGGAUGAUACAGAGCCCACCUCAUCAAUGUCAUCUCAGCACUCUGUUCGAGGCAAAACUGCAGAUAUCCCUCCAGUGGAUCCCCAGGUCCUACGGGAUUUGGAAAGGUUGACCACGGAUGUGGCACAGAGAGUGGACCAGAUGUUGAGGGCCUUGAACAGCGCCAUCCAGAAUAUGACGGCACUCAGCGUAGGCUACAUCCAGACCUACCGUGAUGCUGUGGACAGCUUGGGCGAAUCCGUAGACAUGAGCAUCAAAGGGAUGUACACUCUGAUGGCCAGGUGUGAAGAGCUGGACCGCUCCAUGCAGCCUGUUCACAUCCUCGCUAAGCAGAUCCGGGAGAUUAAAAGGACCCUGGAGAUCUUUGAGGCUUUGCAGUUUUCCCACAUGGAAAGUGGAAAACAAGCCUAUGUUCUGGACCUCCAGGACUGUAGUGAAAGAGAGACAUUAAGAGGCAUUAAGAUGACACAUGAAAACAAAGAGGAAAUAGAAUCACAGAAAAAACAAAAAGAAGACCAACAAAUGCAACAUAGAGACUCUCCAGUGAAAGGAAUAGAAGACUAUCAGAUGGAAAGCACUCCGCACAAGGUCUUUAAUGGUGAAUCUAUCAUAUCUCUGGAACAGGAAUCUACAGAUAAUCUUUCUGACAACGACAAAAUGCUCAAAGCUACCAUUUGUCCUGACUGUGGGAAGAGCUUCAGUAACACCUCUCACCUAAUUCGUCACCGUCGUGUCCAUACAGGUGAGAAACCGUACAAAUGUCCCCAUUGUGACAAAAGUUACCGCCAAGACUCUCAUUUAGUUCAGCAUAUGCGUUCUCAUACAGGUGAAAAGCCAUACCGGUGCACACAUUGUGGCAAGGGCUUCUCACAGAGUUCCAAUCUCAUCAUCCACCAACGGACACAUACAGGUGAACGACCUUUCACCUGCCCAGAGUGUGGGCGGAGUUUCAGCCAUAGUUCUGAUCUCAUUCAGCACAAGCGGAUCCACACUGGGGAAAAGCCUUACGUCUGCUCCAUCUGUGGAAAAUGCUUUUCUCAGAGCUCAAAGGUCACCCAACACAAACGCUUCCAUUCUGGGGAGCGUCCAUUUUCCUGUGGGGAGUGUAGCAAAACCUUUCGCCUCCGGGCUGAUUUGGUCCGUCACCUCCGCGCUCAUACCGGAGAGCGACCUUUUGGCUGUCCUGAGUGCGGGAAGCAUUUUGCAGAGAGCUCCCAUCUUAUCCGACACCAGCGGAUCCAUAUGAGCGAGCGUCCCUUUCGCUGUCCAGACUGUGGGAAAGGAUUCAAUCAGAGCUCCAACCUCCAGCAGCAUCAGCGGGUGCACCGAGGCCAGAAACCCUUCAAAUGUGAUGAGUGUGGGAAAGGUUUUGGUGUAAGCUCGGCACUCUUGCAACACCAGCGAACUCACACCGGUGAACGACCCUACUGCUGCAGCCAGUGUGGGAAGAGUUUCAGUGUCAGCUCCACCUACCAUAUACACCAACGUAUUCAUGCAGGGCAGAAGCCCUACUCAUGUGCAGACUGUGGGAAAGGCUUUGUGCGUAGCUCUGCUCUCCUUCAGCAUCAAGCAACUCACACUGGCGAGAAGCCCUUUCGAUGUCCCUAUUGUGGAAGAGGGUUUGGACAGAAAUCAGCACUUUCUCAGCAUCGGCGAGCCCAUGUGAGGAGAGGGGAGACAUUGACUUUGAUGGAAGGAUGGGACACGGCUGGGAUGGAAGAGGUUGGGGACCAGGGAGUGGGAGGGGAAGCACAUAGUCUGUGGCAGGGGAAUGGGAUAGGGAUUAUGGAACCCGAAUGGCAGGGUGUUGGGGAUGAGGCCACAAGGCAGGAAUGGGAGGAUGAUGGGGAUGAGGCCAUGAGGGUGGAGUGGCAGGAUGACGUUGAUGAGGGUCUGGAGGAACAGUUGCAGGAUGAUGGCAGAGAAAGCAUGAGGCAGACCUGGAAAGAUGGUGUGGAAUCCUCCAUGAGGACCGAGUGGCAGGACGAUGAGGAUGAACAACUGGAACAGGGAUCACAGGGGGAUUGUACUGAAAGCAUGAGGCUGGAAUGUCAGGAGGAUGAUGACGAUGACGACGAUGGUGGUGAUUACAGGAGGGUGGAGGAGAGUUUCCAGGAUGACAAUCUGAGUAUCAGGCUAGAGUGUCAUGAUGAUGAAGAUGGUGAAAGCGUAGAAGAAUACAUACAAGGUGACAGUAAUUCAAACACUGGGGGGAAAGGUCAGGAUGAGAUCCCAAAGCACGAUUGGCAGGAUGAUAGAGGCGAAAGCAUAAGGGAAGAAUGGGAGACUACUUUAGAUAAUUUAAGGCAGGAGAAAUUGAUUGAGGAACAGGAAUGGCAGGACAGCGAAGACGAUAGUGAGAAGCAAAAUUGGUUAGGAGAUGGGGAAGACAGCUUGAAGAGAACAAGACAGAAGUCAGAGACUGAGUCACCCAGCUGAAGCUGAGGAGCUUAAGGAAUUGAAAUGAUUGACUGGGAUAUAGUAGAAGAGAGUAGAAUGCCUACAAUGCUCAUAAUAGCUCAAACCAGCGAGUCAUCAAAAGUCAUUGUGGAUAAACAGAAGAAUCGUUCUUUGAUGCAAAGCGGUCAUGCUCUUCUGCAACAAAUAUAGUUGUAUUUAUAUUUGUAGGGUAUUCUGUGGUGUCUACUCUCCACUUGAACAUGCCCCUCACUCCAGUCCCUGCAUGCCUGUGCUACAGAGCGCUGUGUGGUGGCUGCCUUAUGGUCAAGCUCUAUGAUCUGGCUCCCUGUAUCAUUCCAAGUCUUGUGCCGUUUGCUGAUCAAAAUAAUUCCAAAGGAUGAUUUUAGUCAGUCCGUUUUUAAACGUUACUCUACCUAUGUACAUGCUGUAUUAUACUUACCAAUCCAGCCCAAGUUUUGUUUUAAAAAAAGUUUCACAACACUUCCAAGGUAAGAUGCCUUAUUUAUAAAUAAGUGGGUGCCUUUCCUUAUGGUGGCAAUUCUUGCUGGAUUCCAGGAGUUGAUUUGGGAGAAAUUUUUCUUCAAUUCAGUCUAUAAGCUUUGAAAUAAUUGACUUAGGAAGUUGGGAAGGGGGAGGAUGACAUAAAAGAUAAUACAGUUGUUUUAUUUUCACAAUUGUUACUUAGGAACCCAGCAGAAUGUGGGGACACUCUUAAGACUCCAAUAUUUAACUAGAACAGCUUUUGAAACUUCUGUUGCAUGCUCUGAAUCUCUCCCAACUGUAGUUAUUUUUGUAACGUUCUAAUCUUUCUCUCUUUUCUGUGUCUCCCUCUGCUGAACUAAUAAAUGCUCUUUUUGAUUCCACUCAAGCACCCUGCAUUCUUUUAAAUUGAGCCAGGAUUAUUACUCAACAUUUUAAAUCAUUCAUGACACUUGCAUAUAACUUGCAUAUAUACACUGAAGGCUUAACCUUGACCCCUCCCCCCCCAAAAAAGAAGCAGCACAGCCAACCUCUUUUCAAAGUUGGGGGGAUUUCAUUAGUGAUUUUGAUAUAUGGAGAUUAUGGAAUAUAAACUUUUUUUGUUCUGGAAAAUUGAUUUCAUUUAUUAAGGUAAAAAUUAUCUAAGACAUUUAUUUUGGCCACCGUCUGUGAAAUUAUUAUCUAUCUAUUGUAAUUCUAUUUGUUCACAUUACUGUUACAGAUUUUCUGAAAAAGUUACAUUAUAGCAAAUACAUUACCAAAAUAUAUAUUUAAGAAAGUCCUUACUGAAAUAUGGUGAAGAAAAUAUAAAUUUAAAAAGUUUCCCCAAAAAUAUUUUAAC